AUGAGCAAUGCCUCCAUCGUCAUUGCAUGCAUGCGAGCAGCGAGUGCGGCCAUCUGGGGGCUCAACGGUCAACCUCGCCUGCUAUGCGCUCAUGCUCGCCCUGCCUCCACGCUCACCUCACUUCCCGUAUCUCCCUCUCCUCCCAACCCCCUCAUCAUCGCCAAGCGAGCAGCGAGUGCGGCCAUAUGGGGCGUCACCCUCGCCUGCUACGCGGCCAUGCUCGCCCUGCCUCGCCGCCUCUCCGGCUACGUCGUCUUCCUUGCCGCCUUCGCCUUCCUCAUCUUCUGGUCUGCCCCCUCCCAUGCGCCCCACCUGCGCCCCUUCUGUGUUUCUCUCAUGGUUUCACUCCUCUGCUGCGCCUCAUGCCCUGCUUUUCCCUCUUGUCCCACUGCAUUUGUGUUUCUCUCAUGGUUUCACUCCUCUGCUGCGCCUCAUGCCCUGCUUUUCCCUCUUGUCCCACUGCAUUUCCAUGCGACGAGCCUAGAUGCGAGUGCGUGGAGGAGGGGAGACAUCGACUUCACGGGCACACUCAUGAUCGUCACUCUCAAGCUCGUGGGGGCCGCCAUGGACUGCCAGGACGGCAGCAUGGGCCAGCAGGACGGCAGGGAGCGGCAGGACGGCAGGGAGAAACAGGAUGGCGGCCCACCACGCGCCAGCAGCGCCUCCCCCAGCGCGCGCUCCCGCGUGCCCCCGCUGGUGCCGUUCCUGGGGUUCGUCUUCUUCCCCGCCGCGCUGCUCGUGGGCCCGCCCUUCCCCCUCGCCGCUUACCACGACUACGUUGAGGGCAGAGGGUGCUGGGCCACGCUCUACGCGCACAAGCAUCCAUCUGCACCACACUCCCCCGCCUUCCCUCCGCGUGUGCUGCCGGCAUGCGCCGCACUGCUCAAGGCGCUGCUCUGCAUGGCCGUCUACCACACCCUCUCUCACCUCCUCCCGCCCGCCGCGCUCACCCAGCCUGCCUUCUUCGCCCGCCCCUUCCUCAUCAGGUGCGGCCAGGUGGCGCUCACCCUCCUGGCGUACCGCUGGAUGUUCUACUUCAUCUGGGCCGUCGCUGAAUCCGCCCUCAUCCUCUCCGCUUUUGGCUUCUCGGGAUUUAAGGCAGCAGCUCCCAGCCACAGGGAGGGUGAUGGGGAGGCGAGGGAAGGAGAAGGCGGGCAGAAGCAGCAGCGGCUGGAAGCGGACUGGAGCAGGGCGAGCAACGUGAACAUAUGGGUGGUGGAGGUCACGGGCAGUGCGGCACAGCUGCCAUCAAACUGGAACAUCGGGGUCAGCAACUGGCUGCGCACCUAUGUGUAUGACCGCAUGACCCCCCCAUCAGGAAAGCCCAACCUGACAACUCUCCUUGUGACACAAGCUGUCAGCGCGCUGUGGCAUGGCCUACAUCCAGGCUACUACCUCUUCUUCCUCUCAGCCGCCAUCGCUCAAGACGCCUCCAAAUUGCUGCACCGCCUGCACCAGUCCAUCCCCCCUCACAGGCGGUGGCAGCGCGGCAUGGCAUGGGUGGCACAGAUGCUCUACACACGUGUGCUCGUGGGGUAUGCGCCGCUGGGCUUCAUUGUGAGUACUGCUAUUCCAUGUGCCGGCAUGCUGUACACACACAUGUGGCGUGCUUGGGAGUGGCGUGGUUGA
Messenger RNA from Closterium sp. NIES-65, 1629 nucleotides. NCBI's taxonomy places the organism in Eukaryota, Viridiplantae, Streptophyta, Zygnematophyceae, Desmidiales, Closteriaceae. The record is from the annotation of a GenBank genome assembly.